Molecule: messenger RNA, 2022 nt
Organism: Microtus oregoni (creeping vole)
Lineage: Eukaryota; Metazoa; Chordata; Mammalia; Rodentia; Cricetidae
Gene: Lrrc43
Product: leucine rich repeat containing 43
Exons: 12
Coding region: 1-2022 (673 amino acids)
Source: RefSeq, a predicted model, not a curated record
AUGGCGACAAGAGACUCCAGCGCGAGCUACAGAAAGACCGAGGGCAUACCCGGGACCUUGAGCACCGCUGUGCAAGAGCAUCUGCGGAAGCUGUGUCUGCGUGAAUUCCCAUGUGGCACCGGGAGCUGGAAUAAGUCACGCUUUCUUCCUCAAACACGGCGAGCCUGGAGGAACUUGGUCCCCAAGGAGGAGGAGACCGUGAGUGCUGGUGAGGAGACUGUGGAGGCCCUGCUGGGUCUGGUCCGCAGCAGCCAUUCUCCGUGGGCCUUGAUGAAGGACUCCAGCGUUGAGGACCAUUUCCUGAGAGAGCUGGCCAUCCAGCACCCACUGAUGAUCAAAGACACUUUCUUCUACUCCUACUUUCGGUCCCUGCGGGUGGUGGACAAAGGGGUGACUCUGGUGGACAAAGAUCUCUUGAAAUUUCUAAAGCUUGAGGAGUUGAUUCUGAGUGCCAAUAAAAUCGAGGAAAUCGAUGCUAACAAUCUGCCCCGAACAUUGAAGGUGCUGGAGCUCUAUGGCAACUUGAUCGCCAGCAUGGAGUGUCUGUGCUCACCUCCACCCCCGAACCUGCAGCACUUGGGGCUAGGCCACAACAAACUGCUGGGCCCUUUGGAGAGUCUGUAUGUCACCUCCAGAAACUGGCCCCAGCUCGUCUCCCUGGAUCUGGGCUUCAACGAGUUGACAGACUUGCAGAGCAUGAUAGCGGGUCUCUGCACCCUGAAGCACCUGAGGUUGCUCGUGCUGCAGGGGAACCCACUGGCCCUGGUUCCUUACUACCGUGGCUUUACCGUGGACAGCCUGGCACGCCUCUGUGUGCUGGACGACAUCACCGUGUCUCCCAGCGAGAAGCACCAGUUCCGGGGGCUCAGCAUUCAUGGUGACCUGUUGGCACGUGAGGCACAGUUUCUGGUGACCAUCGGCAAUGUCAGGGGUGUUAUUGACAGCUCUGUCUUGGACCCAGAGCCGGGACCUGAAGGCCCUUUCAUCAGUUACAGCUACUAUGUGACCUACGACUUUGUGGAAGACGAGGAUGGUGAAGGGAACGUGCGCGCCAGCACGAUGGCAGAGACCCAUCCCGACAGUGUUCUGGCAGAGUUAGAUGAGGAGGGUGGCGAGGAGGACCAGCCAGAGGUUCUAUUGGGGGCCCAUCCUGGGGCCCGGCGCCACACCCGAGCAGGUCGCCCGGCCCGCCGUCAGAGGAUUCGCACAGAGUCGCCUGAGGGCCUGUCCAAGGAGUUGUCCGAGUUUAUAGCUGAGGAGAUGAACCAGAUGGCCGAGGACUCCGGAGAGUCUGGGAUAACAGAUAUGGAGGAGUCGGAGACAACCCUUUCCAUCCGCUCUGCCCCACUGCCACAGUCGAUUGACUCCUCGGAAGAGCUGUCAAAGCUACGGCCUCGAAUAGAUCCAAGGCUCUGUCCAUCCCCAGGGACAGUUCUCUUCAGCACCGUCCGAAAGCCCUGGACUGACGUCAUUCCUUGUAACUAUGAGAUGAAGCACAACCUCAAGGAGCUGGUGCGGGUCAAGAACUUCCUGCUGGCAGGGACCACGGUGACCAUCGUAGAAGAGAAGAUCCUAUCCUGGCCUGUGUUGCCCACUCCUGUCGAGAGUCCCUUGCCUGCCAAGAAGGGGAAAGCAGACAAGAAAGAGAAAGAAAAAGAGAAAGAAAAAGAGAAAGGGAAAAAACAGAAGAAGAAAAAGGAGCCACCCAGGGAGCUGCGCCAGGACCCGCCCGUGCUGCGCGUGCUGGGUAGUGGCCUGGUGUACCUGGAGCCCUUGUUGGCAGGGGACUCAGCGGUGACCACUGUGUGUAAUUUUGGGGUGAUCCGCACCAUGGAAUCUGACAGAUUGACUCAUGCCAGGGAUUCAAAGAAGAUAAAGAAAGUUCCCAAAAAAGAAAAGUCAAAAAUGGCGACUCCAACCUUCGAAAACGUGUACCAGCCGGAGCCCCUGACCGUGGAGAUUCAGAUCCAACUGCAACAGUACCGCUCGGUGGAGGAAGCUUUCCUCAGCCUACUUGACUAG